AAAACAUCCACGGAUCUUAACGGUCUCAGGGAUUCGGAAAAGGCGUAUCGUGUGCGCGUGUCGAUUCCUGAACGAUCAAGUGUGUACGAAGUCCUCGUGGCCAGGAAGGAUCGAAGCUACCAGCAGAGGUGCAGCGGUCGGCCAUUGCGCUUUCUUCGUGUCGCUGUUACGACCGCACGGUGCUCUGCUAUCGGCGGUGGUGACAGCAACAAGGGUAAGAGUAAAAAAUGGCGGAAGAUACUCCAAUUCCCGCACAUUUCCCAGUGCAUAGGCCUAAAAGAUAAAUUGGAUAUCAGGUACAGCUAUGUGGUGGAUCAGCAACCGAUUGGUAGGCUGUUGUUCAGGCAAUUUUGCCAGGACAAGAAACCAUCCUACCAUCGGUACAAUCUCUUUCUGGACGCCAUCGAGAAAUACGAGAUCGAGAUGGAUGAGAAUCGGACCGAGCUGGCCAAGGACCUGUUCGAGCAAUACCUGAAGAGAGAGGGCUCAGAGGUCGUCGACAUCCUAAACGAUUCUUUGAUCGCCCAGUGUGAGGAGAGGCUCAGCACUGGCGGCAAGGAGCUCUUUGUGGAGAUCGCGCAGACCGUGAAAAACUUCCUCGCCGGCGAGCCUUUUUCAGCUUUCCAAACCAGCUUUUAUUUCUAUAGGUAUCUUCAAUGGAAAUGGCUAGAGGCCCAGCCAGUCACGUACAAGACCUUCCGUAUGUACAGAGUGCUGGGAAAGGGUGGGUUUGGCGAGGUAUGCGCCUGUCAAGUGCGAGCAACAGGAAAAAUGUACGCGUGCAAGAAAUUGGAAAAGAAACGGAUCAAAAAACGAAAGGGAGAAGCCAUGGUACUCAUAGAGAAGAAUAUAUUGCAAAAGAUCAACUCUAAAUUCGUCGUGUCCCUAGCGUAUGCCUACGAGACCAAGGAUGCAUUGUGUCUAGUUCUGACAAUUAUGAACGGUGGAGACUUGAAGUUUCACAUUUAUAACAUGGGCGGUGAGCCUGGUUUCGACAUCAAUCGUGCCAGGUUCUACGCAGCCGAGGUGGUCUGUGGCCUGGAGCAUUUGCAUUUACAAGGAAUAGUUUAUAGAGAUUGUAAACCAGAAAAUAUUCUGCUGGAUGAUCAUGGCCAUGUAAGAAUAUCUGAUCUUGGCCUGGCUGUGGAGAUCACAGAGGGCGACAUGGUGACAGGAAGAGUUGGUACAGUUGGAUAUAUGGCACCAGAAGUGAUUGAUAAUGAGAAGUAUACAUUUUCACCCGAUUGGUUCAGUUUUGGAUGUCUUCUGUACGAGAUGAUAGAGGGCCAAGCUCCGUUUCGUGCAAGAAAGGAAAAGGUGAAGCGGGAAGAAGUGGACAGGAGGGUAAAAGAAGAUCAAGAAAGGUAUUCCGCCAAGUUUACCGAGGAGGCGAAGAGUUUGUGUCAGCAAUUAUUAAAAAAGAGCCCGAAGAACAGACUGGGUUGCAAGUGCGGUAGACACGGCGCCAAGGAAGUAAAGUUGCAUAACUUCUUUCAGUGUUUAAACUGGAAGAGGGUCGAGGCCGGUAUGUGGGAACCACCGUUUGUGCCGGAUCCUCAUGCCGUGUAUGCUAAAGAUGUAUUGGACAUUGAGCAAUUCUCUACAGUGAAAGGCGUCAAUUUGGACGCCACUGAUGAUACCUUCUAUAGCAAAUUCAAUACCGGUAGCGUGUCUAUCCCAUGGCAGAAUGAGAUGAUAGAGACUGAGUGUUUUAAGGAACUGAACGUGUUAGGUCCUAACAACACACCUACUCCUGAUCUCUUGAUCAACCAUCCACCACCAAAUAACGAAAAUAGAGGCUGCUUUCCAUUUCGAAGACAGAAAAAGCAAAGUGCUCGUACAAGACAAAUACCAUUAUCAGAGUGUCAUCUACUGGAAUUGUCGCAGAGCCAAAACUCGGAGAUGCCAGCCAGCUGAUCCAAGGUGAACACAAAUAGUGUAAAUCAACCGACAUCGUCGUCUAUGCGACGUCGUCGUUGCGGACGACGUCGACGAGCUCUCAGAUGCUGCCCAAAGCUACUUUGAAACAGGAAAAACAAUAAAAAAUGAUGCCUGAGUGAGCUCUGUAACUUUGGCGCCGAUUUUUGGUGUGCUAUCUUAUGAGAUUCACACUUAUCUAUAAAAGGGUUAGCUGAGAAGAGGCACUUUCAGCAUUACAAGCACAUGACACAUGUUUUCUCAGGUUUCUCGGAGCAAGAAGCGACGAAUACGUUGAUACUUGCGAGAAUGAUAUGUUCAAAUACGUUUGUAAUAAGAGUAACAUAGAAGCAGCGCCUCGUAAUCUUAAAAAUCCAAGAGAAAUGUUGCUCUUGUUGCAAAGAAAUAGUGGAUGCAAUUAUAUAGUUAUUACAUCGAAAUAUGGAAUUCUUUGUGAACGAAAUUGGUCGUAAAAUAUAUUUAUUUUUGCGUGUGCAGCGCUUGAUAUUUAUUUUCUGCCGAAUGAAAAUGCAAUAGUAGGUAUUUAUGGAAAAUUACGUUUGGAUAUUGAAUUCUCAUUACGUAUUAUCUCAUUACAUAUGUUUUACAUUACUGAACGGUAUUCUUUAUUCAAUUGGUCUAUGUACACUUAAUGCACAUGAAUACGAGCGUGAUUUCGAGCAUUCAUACGUUGGCAUGUAUGCAAUGUUCGCGUAAAUAUGUUUACGAAUGGCGCAAUUACAUAUCGGUAAUUGGGGUCGCGUGCAUAUAAUUUUGUAUGUGUACUUAGAGCAGUCGAUAGGCGCGUGCACAUGCGAUAAUGAUAGUAAGAAUGUUAUUAACGGAUAAAGAAAAUAUACGCGUGAAAAUUGCAAUAUGAUAAAAAUAUACUGUGAGAAAAAUGCUCCGAUGGAACCGAAAAAAAUUUCUUUCGUUUCUUGGAGCAAGUUCCAGAGGCAUUCUAAUUUUUUAACUAAUUUUUUACUUGAAAUUAAUUAUAUUCGCUGCUUAAAAUAAUCACAGGGUCGCUUGUGUUAGAAUAAUGUGACUAGAGAUAAUUUUUUUUUAUUAUUGUAUUACUUUUAAAGAUAUUCCUAGUAUUUAAUUUUUUUUUUUUUUUUUUUUUUGAGUACACGAUCCUCUGAUUAUUUUUAGUAUACAGAAAAACGUAAUCUAAAAUUCAAUCAAAAUUUAUUUAUAAUCAGUGUGUUCUUUCUUGAUUGACAAUCUUCCAAUUUCAUUUUGGAAUGUAUAUUGCAUUGCUCAAAAUAGUCAUUGAAUCCUAUACUCAAAUUAUCUUGAAAACUCCAGAUUAUGAUAUAAAUUACAAUUUAAGUUCAUUAUUUUGUGAGCAGUGUAAUCGUCGACUGCCUAAUUAGUUCAAUUUUCUUCUCAAAUGAAACUCGAACCGAAUAGAUGCAUUUAAGGAGCGUUAAAAGUCUGUGUUUUGAUACUUUUACUUUUUGACGGAUGUUUGCGUGUAUAUAUAUAUAAUUCUUUUUAAGUACGAAUAGUUUUCAACGAGGAGAAACCCGUCCUGAGAUACGCACAAAUUGAUAUGCGAUUCAGUUUUCUUUUUUAUAAAUGAUUCAGUUCAUAGUUUAUUAAAACAUAUUCUUUGAUCGAAUAUUUCCAAGACCUUUUCAAGAAAAAAAGAUGAAUCGCACAGAUAACGAAGCAUAUGACUGCUAUCAAACGCAUACAUACUAAGAUUUAUUUAUAUAAUAAUAUCGAGGAGAAUUUGUUAUGUUAUUGAAAAGAAGAAUUGGCUAUAAGUAUGUAAACGAGAACAUGAGGCUGAUAGCGAACCAAGAAAAAGUAAUCUCUUUCAAGAUUAUUGAUAAAUCGUUGCAAUUACGUGGCUCGUUUUAUUAGUCUUUGAUUCUUGUUUUUUUUUUAUUUUUUUUUUUUUAUUUUAUAAAUAUUGUAUUAUACAUAAGGCCGAGAUAAAUCAUGAAUGGACUGAUAAGUAAUUAAUUUUUAUGGAUUUGUAUAUGUAUGCAUACAUAUGUAUCUGUAUGUAUAUAUGAUAUAUAAUUUCAAUUUGAUAUAAUUAUUUUAGAUAAUGAUAAUUUAUGUAUGAUUUUUAUUGAAUAAUUUGUUCAUAAAGUAUUUACUUAGCAGCCCAUUCACUAGAAAUAUUUAUAUACUAUUACGUAUUUAGGAUAAACAAAUGUGUAUGUCUCAGCGGUACCGAUUUAGUAAUUUAAAAAAAAAAAUAUGUAUUAUUAAUUAAUCCACGAAUAACGGUGCGACCUCCUAUUGAUCAUAUCUAUCAUUCAACUCGAUUCGAUCGAUAAGUGAUAUUUUCGUAUCGAUUUCAUAAGUUGAGAAAAAAUCGAUAAAAAUGUUUAUUGGUCGAAUUGCGAGUUUGUAAUCGCUCACAAUGCAACACCGUGUCUCUCGUACAAAUUGCGGUAGAAUUUUCAUUAUUUAACCAUCUACGACAAUAUCGAGAAUCGUUUAAUCUUUCCAGAUUAUUUCGACGAGAAAAAGAUCGCACAAUAUGUGUAAUGAAUUAUGGAGAAAUUCAAAAAAUUAGUGACUUGUCCAUCACUUAUCUAAAUUAAUUUAGAAAAUUUAUAACCUAUAUCUAAAAAUUAAAAAAUUACUAAAAGAUCAUUGAAGAUUAGAUUAAUUUUCGAAUUGUCGAGAUGGUUCUAAAUUAGUUACGUAAUUUUGCAUUACUCUUAAUAUCGUAAGUUAGCAUGUAAACAAUUAAUUACCGGGGAAAAAGAAUAUCGUAUAAGCAAAAGUACCGGUAGUUCGAUUUCCAUUCGUGGGAUAUCAUCGUAUCGUCCAGAUAUUUCCGAUUAUAAAAGGAAUCUCUCAGUGCUUUCAACUGUGAUUUUUGUCUGAUGUCCUCCAUUUAUUAAUUUAUUAAUCUUUUUGCGAGCUACCGGGCAUUCGAGGAAAAAGAUCGAUCGUGUCUAACAAAUAAAGACGACGCUACUCGUACGUAUCAAAACAGACAAAGAAAUAUUCUCGUGUAUAGUAAGUACCUCGAAUUCUGACAGACAAUUGCCGUAGAAUCUCGUUUAACGUCCGUCAGAUAAUAUUUUUUUUCUUCUUUUAGAAGAUGUAUAUCUUCGUUUAUUCGCCAGUUUUUUUUUUCAUUUUUUUACAUCAUAUAAAUUAUAUAGAAAUUUAAUAUUUUUCUUCUUUUCCUUUUUCUUUUUAGUCAUUUUUCUAUAUCAUAUUAUAUUGAUAGAACGAGAUAGGGAACGAGAUGUUCUUUUAUUGGUCAAUUAUAGAGAGGGAAAAUGAUGACGCAAAUAUUAAAUCAUUCCACUUUUUCGUGCAAAUGUCGUAUAUUGUUGUUUCAUUUUUCGUUUAUGAUGAUUUAAGUGCAAGUGGAAGUUGGACAUUCUGAGAGACGUUUAUAGUUAUUAAAUUGCAUAGGAAUAACUAUUAGUUGUAAAAUCUAAUUAGCUCUCUAUAUUUUUACUUAUAACUAUAUUAGUUUCCAACGUAUAAAUAAUAUGUUGAUUUAAUUGUUUCUAUUAAUUGAACAAAAUUUUUUUUUUCAGAACAAAUUUAAAAUUUAUUUAUUUAUUUUUUUUUUUUUUUAAUAAAAAAUAUUAUUUUACAUAUGAUUGUCAAAUCGCUUAUUGUUAUUCCUUUGUAAUUGGUGCAAUGACUAUAUGAUGACUCUUGUCAUCGGAGAAUGAUAAUUGCAUUUCCCCGAAAAGGAGCCUCGAUAAUCUCGAGAGAAAAAGAGUCAGUAAUGCAGAGGCUCCGUGCAAGCACGUGAAAGUUCUCCUUUGUACAUAAUAUAUACGAUAGCGAUAUUAAACGAUAGCUAUAUAAUUCUAUAAUGAAUAGGAAGCGAUUAAUUAGUAGUAGAUAUGCGUGUUUGUAUAGGUGCAAGAAAGAAAUAAGCGUUAGCAAAGAAGAAACCUCCAUUGUUAUGGGGAAUUUUUCUCGAGACGGCGGAAAUAUCCGCGUGAGAUUAUCAUUGUAUUUAUAUCGCAUACCUUCUUCCACACUCCUUUUUAUCCGCUGCCACGUGCAACUGCGUAAAAUAAAAGACUAAAAUGCAAUGGAAUGACGUGUAUAGAUAUAAUGUUUUUCGCCAUGGAAUUCUCGAAACGGAUUUCCUAUGAAGUGAGUGAAAUAGAGGUUAAAAUAGUAUUUGAAAUGAAUUAAUUUCUUUAUUUUUUUUUUUUUUAUAGAAAAUAAAAAAUUGAUUUUUGUAUUAUCUGAUAGAUAAUGAUUAUUUUUUAAUGUGAUAAUUUUCUUAAUUUGUAAUUAUAUAAAAAAAAUUAAUGAUUUAUUUUGAUAUAUGAUAAUUAUUUUGAUGGAUGAUAAUUUAUUUGAUUUGAUUUACUUCAUACUGUUUAUUACAAAUACUAUUACCUCCAGAUUUGUGUGAAUCCUCGUUGGAUCGAGGCCAGUUUAAAAAAGCAACUUAGCUAUUUAGAUUAUGCGAUUAAUCGCUGAUUUAAUUUCCCACGUUUUUUGCCUGCGUCUCAUCGACGAUAUCUUCGGUUUCUUUUUGCGAAUUUUUUUUUCAUUUAACUCUCGAUUCUAAUGAAUCGUAUAUCGCUCAAAAAUAUUUUUUGAUAAAUUAAAUUAUUGUCAAAAAAAAAAAAAGAGAGAAAGAAAUAGUAAUCUUAUUGUUUCGAUGAAAGUUCAUGGAAUUAUAUGAAUCUUCUUGACCUAAAGAGACUAAAUUUGAUGUUUGAUGGCAAUUCUAAUUAAUAAAAUAUAAAAACGGCACUAUUAAAAAAAAUGGCACUAUCUUUUUAAAACGAAUUGUGCAAUUAAAUUAAAAUAACUUUUUAACCAAUUUUAACACAAAAUUAUGAUUCUCUUUUUAGAAACAAAUCUUAUUAAAAGUAUUAACCGAAAUUGUCUUAGAAAAUUGAUAUUUUUAGAAAUGAUUUUUUUUUUUUUUUUUUUGAUACUUUCAUUCUUCUUGUUAGUCUCUAAUAAAAUUAAUGUAUCUAUUGAAACAGGAAGAAGCAAAUUUUUGUUCCUGACGCGUCGACGAAACCAAAUGAAAUUUUUCUUUUGUAAUCUAUAUGUUGUACAACUAUUGUGGACAAAGCUAUAAAUAUUAUAAAUAUACAUAUAUAUAUUGUAUAUAAGUUAUAAAUAUAUAAGCUUUAUGUAUUUAUAACUUAUAUGUUUAUACAUACAAAUAUAGACGCGCAUAUAACCAAAAUCUUUUUACUUAUUUGAAGCCCAUUAUAAAAUUAUUCCCAAUAUAUUUUCAACUGAAAAUAUACUUAAUAUACUUCAUAGUAUGCAUAUUUCAAGGCCUUUCAUCAUGAUACAAGUGUAUUCUUUUUUUUUUUUUGUCAAAAAAAUGUCUCUAAUAUUUUUUUGCAACAUUUAAUAUUUUUAUAUUACAUUUACAUUCAUUAAUUUAUUUAUUUAUUUUGUACUCAUAAAAUUUUUUCAACAUUUUUUUAUUGCAGAAGCUUAUUAACCAUAUCUUAUUUUUUGUACGAUAUCAUUGUUUUUUUUUCACAAAGCUGAUAUUAUUUAUUUUAACAAGAAAUUAUGUUACAGGAUGAAAGGGAUUGGCGGAAGUAACACACGUAUUAUACAAUAUAAUAUAUUGUCACAAUUUGCUUGUCUCAUAAGAUCUCCAAUUUCCAUUUUCUCGUCUAGAUCCUAAGCUAUUGCCAGAUUUUUACACUUUUUUUUUUUUUUUUAAUCAUUUCAACAAGAAUUCAUAUAUUUUAUAUAUUCGCAAAUGUGAUUGCAAUGUUUUCAUUUUUUAAUAUCACUCUCUUUCCCCAAGCAAUCUUCCGUUUACUUUCAUUUUUAUCAAUAAUCAUUUAAUCAUAAUUCUUUUUUUUUUUUUUUAUAGAAGAUUUUUUUAUUUUUAAGAAUCAAUUUCACUUAUGACCCUCAACAUCCAUUCUCUUUUCACAAUACAUUCUACUUCGCCUCUACGUUGUUAUAUUAUUAUUAUAUGUACAAUAUAAAAAUAAUACAACCUCUCUUUUUUAUUUAAAUAUUUAAUCUCGAUUUUCAAUAUCGAAGAUUUUGGAAAUUCAAAUGAAAACAACGCAAUCACGAGAGAAUAAAUUGUUUAAACAUGUUUUCUCUUCUUCGCAAGCUAUUUCAAAUACACGCUGGUAUUUUUCAACAUAAAAAUAAUACAAAUAUCGAAUUCUGGCGAAUGUUUUCACUCUUCGUUUUCUUUGUCUUUUUUUUUUUUUCGUUAUUUUUUUAUCUUACUUACUGCUGACUAAUUAAUUAAUAAAUGCUUAUUGUCACGUGUGUCCGAGUGGCCAUCGACGCUUGUAAAAAAAUACAAUUCCUUUUCUAACUAUAACUUAUUUAAAAAAUUGCUAUCGCUAGUGUCAGUCAUAGCACUGGUUCUCCCUUUCUUCUUCUUUCAAAAUUUUUUUAAAAUAUAACCUAUAAUCGUUAUAAUCAAACGGAUUAAAUUAAUUAAUCGAUUCAGAAUUGAAUCUUUCAAAGAAAAAAUUAUCUCAAAUUGAGUGAUAUAGUUGAGUAUAAUUAAUUGCAAAAAUUUGUGAUUAAAAUUUGUUGAAAGUUUCGAUUUUUCCUGUUUUAUUCAAAUUUUUUUCUUUAAUGUUUUUCUUUUUUCGAAAGAGAUUCACCUAGCUUUUUUACAACUAUUCUUGGUUUAUUAAAUACUCUGAUCUAGAUCCGAGAUUUAGAUCUAACAUCAGAAAUACUGAAAUGUCGAGGAUUGACUAGGCCACGCGUCGAUAGACACCCUGAUGAGUUUUCAUGCAGAUUUGCUAUGAUCGUCGAAAUGUAUCCCGUAAGUAAAAAAAAAAAAAAAAAAAAA
This is a messenger RNA of Apis cerana (Asiatic honeybee), 8698 nucleotides long. RefSeq names its product G protein-coupled receptor kinase 2 (gene Gprk2). Gene Ontology annotation, molecular function: G protein-coupled receptor kinase activity; ATP binding. Gene Ontology annotation, biological process: protein phosphorylation; signal transduction; regulation of signal transduction. Gene Ontology annotation, cellular component: cytoplasm. The record is from RefSeq and is a predicted model, not a curated record. NCBI's taxonomy places the organism in Eukaryota, Metazoa, Arthropoda, Insecta, Hymenoptera, Apidae.